Messenger RNA from Capsaspora owczarzaki ATCC 30864, 2512 nucleotides. Its product is annotated as neurotrophin receptor B xTrkB-beta. Gene Ontology annotation, biological process: multicellular organism development; cell surface receptor protein tyrosine kinase signaling pathway; protein phosphorylation. Bases 164 to 2455 code for a protein of 763 amino acids. Gene Ontology annotation, cellular component: signaling receptor complex. The transcript is spliced from 5 exons. NCBI's taxonomy places the organism in Eukaryota, Filasterea, Ministeriida, Capsasporidae. Gene Ontology annotation, molecular function: transmembrane receptor protein tyrosine kinase activity; ATP binding. The record is from RefSeq and is a predicted model, not a curated record.
UGUUUUUUAAAAUUGUUGUUUUGUUUUUUAUUUUAUUUUGAAACCCGCUUCAAUUCCAACACACUACUACCCCCUCACCUUCGCUCUCCUGUGCUGCUCAUCACUCGCGCUGCCCUCUCCUACUCGUAUUUGAAGUUCAAUCCCGCAGCAAGGGCCCAACAAGAUGGCACGGUCGCGGCUGGCAAUCCUUCUCGUUGUGCUCUGCGUCGCUCAUUUCGCCGACGCACAAUCGGCUUCGUGUUCGAACGCGCCUGCGUUCACCGGGUCGAGUGGUGCGGCACGCCCGUAUACCGGAUCCAUUGGCCUGUACAACGCGCCGUACGAAAGACCUCAAGGCGGGAGCAACAUUGGCGGCGCAAAAUGCUUGACUUGGCAAUAUACUCCACUAACUGCAGGAACCAUCAACAUGACCACCUGCGGCUUGGUGUCUGACGAUACGAUGAUGUUUCUUUCGAGUGGCUCUUGUGUCAACAAUUUCGGCACUAUUCUCAACCAGAUAGCCGACGACAGCUGCGGCCUCCAAUCAACCUUGUCACUCUCAAUCAAUGCGAGCACAAUCUACUACUUGCACUUGUGCAGGUACGCUUCCGAUCGAACCAAUCCAGCCUCCCCAGGACUAGCCAACGGGAAUGUCGUGUUUAAUUUCCUGUGUCCUGCUGGCAUGACGGAUCACGAUUCGUUGGUUGAGACAGCCUGUGUUGCCUGCGGCGCGGGCACGGACACCUCAACCGGAGCCAAGGCUGGACCCUGCACCAACUUUAACGUUCCUGCGGGCUCGUUUGAUCACGAUUCCAACUCUGCCACCGCGGCGAUUACUUGCCCUCCUGGAAACUAUGCGCCCGCAGCCGGCACGACGUGCACCACUUGCGGCACUGAAACAUGGGACCAUGAUUCGUCGUCUGCAACUGCCUGCACUUCUUGCACUUGCGCCUCGACCUGCUCCGUCGGGUUUGCGCACAAUGCCACCUGGUCUUGCGUCAACACUUGCACUGUCGGCUAUGCCGACAACUCGACUCGGUCUUGCGUGACUCGUUGCCCAAGCGGCACUUUUGCUUUGAAGCCGUCUCAUUCUUGCGUUGCUGCGUGCCCAUCUGGCUACAAAGCCUCCAACUCCACCAGCUCAUGCGAUGAUGGCUCUUCUGGCGCUCAAAGCGAUGGUGGCAGCAGCCCUGUUGCCGCAGCUGCUGGCGCCGCAGCAGCAGGCGUCGUCGUUCUGAUUGCGAUCGUGGUCGCGGUUGUACUUCUGCGUCGAAGGAAGCGAAGCCACGGCAACCACAAGAUGGAAAGCACUUCCGCUACUAUCGAAAUGACCAACCCGAACUUUGCUCCGGGCCACGAUCCAGUCUACGAUGUUGCUGUUCAAACCAAGCAAAAGAGCUCUUAUCCUGCCUCGACAGCCUACUCCACCCCAGCUGACUACGCACUGCCGCUCAUGCCAAACCCCAGCGAUCCCGAGUAUGCAGCGGUCGGAGGAUUGCCGUAUUCCACGCCGUCAACUGAAUACAGCCUUGCAGUGGUCUCAACAUCUGCAAUGCUGUCAUCGCAGAUAGCCACUGGCGAGCGCAAGCUGCUCGGACGAGGCGCCUUUGGAGAAGUGUUUUCCGCGAACGUGUCCAUUGCCCUCAUUGCUCCCCAGCAUCGCCACCUGUUUGCCCCUGGCGCGCAGACGGUCGAUGUCGCAGUCAAGACUCUGCAAUUGGAUGCGAACGUUCGAGCGGAGCAAGACUUUGUGCACGAGGCCGAGCUCUUGCGCAGGCUGAACCGCACCAACAUUGUCAAUGUCCUCGCGGUGCUCCCAGCCGGACGAGGUCAACCGCAAAUGCUCGUUCUGGAGUAUGUGCCGUAUGGUGAUCUCCGCAACCUGCUUCGGAAAUCGGCAAAGAGUGGUGUCGUCUGGUCGCCAGACGAGUAUGUGCAUGUGGCCACCGGUGUUGCUGAAGGCAUGGCGUACUUGGAGCAAUCGCGCGUGCUUCAUCGUGAUUUGGCCGCACGGAACAUCCUUGUUGGCGAGCAUCUGGUCGCCAAGAUUGCCGACUUUGGCUUAUCCAGGGAGCUGAAUGACAAGGACUAUUACAAGUUGCAGUCGAAGCAGAAGUUGCCGAUUCGCUGGAUGGCGCCCGAAACACUCAACUAUCGCAAGUUCUCGAGCCAAUCGGAUGUAUUUUCGUAUGGCGUUGUGCUUUGGGAGCUCUUUACAAUGGGCCAAGCACCCUGGGCGAAUGUCGAGCGGGAGCAGUACCUUGUGGGUCUGGAGCGCGGCGAUCGUUUGCCGCAACCUCGGGACUGUCCUGCGCAUCUCUACUCGCUGAUGUUGACGACCUGGGAAUGGGAACCCUCUGCCCGCCCUUCGUUUGCCGACUGCGUGCUUUUACUUCAGCAGGGCCGUUCGCCAAGCGGCACAGUUCGCGAUUUGGGGGCUAUGGUGGUUUGGAGUACUGCGCGCAACACGAAGUGAUAAUUCAUGCACAUUUUUUUGCCAUUGUCAUGUCUUGCAACUGAAAUAGAAAGAAUG